Messenger RNA from Adineta ricciae, 963 nucleotides. NCBI's taxonomy places the organism in Eukaryota, Metazoa, Rotifera, Eurotatoria, Adinetida, Adinetidae. The record is from the annotation of a GenBank genome assembly.
AUGUCGGCGCAACGUUUGGAAACAAUUGGUCGACAUAUCCGACUGAGUACCCAAUAUAAAAACGAGCCGGUACGUGCUGAAUACCGUUUCACAUUAGAAAAUGGAAUGUUGACCGAUGAGCAACGUGAUUUUUAUGAAAAGAAUGGUUUUAUUGUUAUUCGAAAUUUAGUAACACCGGAAGCACUCGAACGAUUCCGAAAACGUUUCCAAGAUGUCUGCACAGGCAAAGUCGAAACAUUUGGCAUGACAAUCAUGAAAGAUAUCGCAAUUGCGAAAUCGGAAUUUGCCGAUGGUGAAAAGGCAAUAACUAAAAUUCAAGAUUUUACAUUGGAUGACGAAUUGUUUAAAUACUGUUGUCUUCCAGAAAUUAUUCAAUAUGUUGAAAGUUUCACUGGUCCAAAUAUCAUGGCAAUGCAUACAAUGUUGAUUAAUAAACCACCUGAUCCGGGUACUCAAACAUCACGUCACCCACUUCAUCAAGAUUUGUACUAUUUUCCAUUUCGACCGACUGACCGAAUUGUUUGUGCAUGGACAGCAAUGGAACAUAUUCAUCGUGGAAAUGGCUGUCUAGUCGUUUUGCCAGGCACACAUAAAGGUGAACUUAUAGAACAUGGAUACCCUCAAUGGGAAGGUGGUGUGAAUAAAAUGUAUCACGGAAUCCAAAAAUUUGAUCCAAAUGCUGAACGUGUUCACUUGGAAAUGUGGACAGGUGAUACUGUUUUCUUUCAUCCAGUGUUAAUUCAUGGUAGUGGAACGAAUCGAACGGAAGGCUUUCGAAAAGCUAUAUCCUGUCAUUAUGCUGAUUCCGGCUGCGAAUAUGUGGAUUGCGGUGAUGUGCAAGAUUUGAUUUCGAAGGAGGUCACAGCAAUAUUUCGAAAACGCACAGGUGUCGAAGAUGCUCGUUUUGAAGAUGUUUGGAGAGUCAAAAGCCGACUUGUGAAAGGAGAACGAAUCAAUUUAUGA